AUCAGAAAGAAUUCAGCGCUUUGCAUUCUCCACAUCCUGCGCGUUCCGCCAGGCUAUGCAAGCCUUUUAUAAGCUCAAAAAACGAUAUAAGGGGGAUUCCCAUGAGACCAACAUGUUAGAACUAAGCCAUCCUUUCUUUCAUCUCGAUAACAAAUACGAUGCCUGCGUUGAUUGAAAGUGACGGACACAAUGUCACCCUCUAUCAUUAUCAGCCUAAUCUUGGGGCAGCUUACACAUUCACUUCUCUCAUGGGGCUCGCCACGAUUCUCCUCAUUGCUUUUAUGAUCAAAUAUCGCGCAUGGUUUUUUAUUCCGAUGGUAAUAGGUGGUACAUGCGAAGCAUUUGGCUACUAUGGCCGCUCAUGGUCAGCCAGCCAACCGAAGAAUAUCGAUCCUUAUAUUAUGCAAGUCCUGCUGCUAAUGGGAGCACCACCAUUCAUAUCUGCAACAUUGUACAUGGCCUUGACGCGGGUCGUCACGGCAGUACACCACGAGAGAAAACUCAAAUGGGUGACUAAUAUAUACGUGAUGAUUGACAUCAUCGCAUUCCUAAGCCAGAUCGCCGGAUCAGGGCUGCAAGCAACAAAUGACUCCAAGAUCAUCGAAAUCGGAGAAAGAGUGGUGCUUGGAGGGCUGAUCUUUCAAUUGGUUGCUCUCGUGAUCUUCUUGAUCAUUUCAAUGAGACUGAGAUCAAUAAUCAAAAGAGAAGUUGGUCAUCAACUGCAAAGAGCUAAAAUCAGCUGGCGUCGAUAUUUCAGGCUUAUUUAUGUGGCAAGCGUUGCCAUUUGGGUACGAUCACUUGUCCGAGCCAUAGAGUUUGCUCAGCCAAGUGACGGUUUCAUCAAUUCCCAUGAAUCAUUCAUCUAUGUUUUUGAUGGAGUCCCAAUUCUUAUUGUUCUGUUGGGUUUUCUGAUUAUAAAUCCUGGCCGUCUGGUGUCUUGGGUUUCUCAGAGCCUAAAGGACACAAAUUGAUGUGAUGAGUUAGAACGAGUUGAAAUAGGUUUUGUCACUAGUUGAAGACAAUCAAGUUCUUGAUUUCGACCAGUUGUUCUGAAGUACGGAAUUGAUAGACUGAUGUAUUAAAUUCAAGGUUGUACUUGAGAAAUUGGACAAGGUCUAAUCUGAAGGAGUUUGUGUAUUGAGAAAAUUCUAUCAGAAUAGUUAAAUUAUUC
This is a messenger RNA of Verruconis gallopava, 1171 nucleotides long. RefSeq lists its product as uncharacterized. The transcript has 2 exons. Gene Ontology annotation, cellular component: membrane. Lineage: Eukaryota; Fungi; Ascomycota; Dothideomycetes; Venturiales; Sympoventuriaceae. The record is from RefSeq and is a predicted model, not a curated record. Bases 159 to 971 code for a protein of 270 amino acids.